AUGGCUACUACCAUAACUCAAUCCAAAUCGCCUUCUAUUUUGUCUGAAACUAUUAACCUCAGCGACCUUCCGCCCAUAUAUGUCUUGCCGACCCAUUUGGACCUGGACCAGCUGCACGAAGUGGAAGAAGCGCUAGAAAGAUGCGGUGCUCCGCUCACCUACGAUAUCUCGGAGUCUGAGCUAGUCUUGGGUAAAGUGUCGCAGAAGAGACGUGCUGCAUUUGAACUUCGAUCUAGGGGACUGCAGACUGAGGAAGUUUCCGUACCAGCGGUGGUUACCGCUACUGCUUCAGGAGCAGGCCCAUCACCUAAACGGCGGAGAGUUGGAGGUGCGAAGGAAAUGCGUGAGCAUGGACGGCCAGCAAAAGAAGAUGAUGUUGUCGACCUGACCAUAGAAUCGGAAGGGGAAUACACGGAUGCAGACGAAGGAGCUGAGAGACAUGCUAAGAGGGUGCUUAAACCUCCAAAGUCGCAACCUGACGACCUGGUAGUUCAAAAGGUUGAGGGCAGUAUCUUGAUUCUCAAGUUUUCAUGGCUGGAAGAUUCUCUUGAAGCAGGCCACGCCCUCCCACUGGCGCCAUAUAUUGUUUACCAUGCGCGCAAAUUAGCUGCCUCGGACAAUGUUUCGAUAGGUGAAACUUCUUCGAGCGUUACUUCUGUGGGGGUUAGCCCACGAUCUCCGCUCAUGCGACGGGAGAGCCCGUCGAGAGGAAUUUUGGAGCGUGCCAAAGCACAUGCAUCUUCGUCGCCAACCUCAAGCCGUUUUUUUCCAGGUCCUAUCAGAUCUCGCCGGACUAGAGUUCAUCACGGGCAUCCUGUUCAAAAACAGCCACCCAGGUUUAUCCGGGAGACCACUCAAGAACAUGAAGCUAACGAGGAAAGACCAUCAACCCCCACUUGGGUUCGCGACAAUCUUCUUUAUGCCUGCCAGAGAUCUUCUGUUCUCCAUCCUCCCAAUGAAGCGUUCAUAAACCAACUCAGCAGGAUCAAAAAAGUACGCGAGCUAACUCUCGAUGAAAUCGGAGUUCGUGCAUAUAGCACAGCCAUUGCCUCUAUCGCCGCGUACCCCUACAAACUCCAAUCACCCAAAGAGGUCUCCGCAUUGCCAGGCUGCGAAUCCAAAAUUGCUGUUCUCUUCUCCGAAUUUAAUCAAAGCAUCGAUGGCACCCUUGAAGCUGCCAACCAACUGGACAAAGACCCAGUCCUCAGUGUCCUUAGCCAAUUCAACAACAUCUGGGGCGUCGGCGCCAAAACAGCCCGCGAUUUCUACUACCACUACCACUGGCGAACCAUCGAUGACAUUAUCGAACAAGGCUGGAACACGCUCUCCCGCGUGCAGCAGAUUGGCAUCAAAUACUUCCACGAACUCAUGGCUGGGAUCCCACGUAGCGAGGUAGAGUCAAUCGCAGACAUCGUCCUACGGCACGCAAAGCUCGUCCGGCCGCACUCGCAAGAGGACUAUGAUGGCAAAGGGAUUGAAUGCAUCAUUGUCGGCGGCUACAGACGUGGGAAGGAAUUCAGCGGCGACGUCGACAUCAUUCUCUCCCACCGCGACGAGAGAGUAACGCACAACCUCGUCUACGACGUCGUCGCCAGCCUCGAACAGGGAGGAUGGAUCACGCACACGCUCGCCUUACAUCUCACCACCUCGCAGCGGGAGCAGCAGACAGCCCCUUACCGUGCCGACACGGGGGGGAAGCCGCGUUUUGACACCUUAGAUAAAGCCCUAGUCAUCUGGCAAGAUCCUCAUUUCGACGCUGGGAAGGGCGAAGGCGGCGAUGUUGACAACGAUAAUCGAAACCCCAACCCGCACCGCCGCGUGGAUAUCAUCAUCGCUCCCUGGCGGACGGUCGGUUGCGCCAUCGUCGGCUGGACCGGCGACACGACUUUUGAACGUGACUUGCGCCGCUACGCGAAGAAGAUGCACAAUUGGAAAUUUGACUCGAGCGGGGUACGCUCGCGUAGUACCGGAGGCCAGGUUAUUGAUUUGGAGGGUGGGGGGAGUACGUGGCAGGAGAGGGAGAAGUUGGUUUUAGAGGGAAUGGGGGUAGGGUGGAGGCCACCGGAAGAGAGGUGUACGAGGUAA
Molecule: messenger RNA, 2085 nt
Organism: Histoplasma capsulatum G186AR
Lineage: Eukaryota; Fungi; Ascomycota; Eurotiomycetes; Onygenales; Ajellomycetaceae
Product: high-affinity nickel transporter
Exons: 1
Coding region: 1-2085 (694 amino acids)
Biological process (GO): double-strand break repair via nonhomologous end joining
Cellular component (GO): nucleus
Molecular function (GO): DNA-directed DNA polymerase activity; DNA binding
Source: RefSeq, a predicted model, not a curated record